Molecule: messenger RNA, 2106 nt
Organism: Penicillium salamii
Lineage: Eukaryota; Fungi; Ascomycota; Eurotiomycetes; Eurotiales; Aspergillaceae
Source: the annotation of a GenBank genome assembly
AUGGCCACUUUACAUGAGGCGCUCCAAUGCCUCAAACCAACAUCGUGGGAUGAGGUCCCUCAAGAACCUGCCGAGCUCCGCAAAUACGUACGCGAAAUCUUCAAAGAUAGCCGGCUGGUAGCAGAAUCGCUCCCAGACCCUCCCUCCACCGAAAGCGAUUCCUACCCCGGGCUCGAUCUAGAUGAAGAGGACCUCGCAUUUCCGCGAUUUGCGCCAUCAAAUGCACGAAUUGGAGAAACCGACCCGCAAAUUACGGCUUUACAAAAAGAAUGGGGGAAGCCACUCAAAAUGGGUGGGCCGAAAGACAACCCAUUAGACGUGACUGUAUGGAAACUCUCUGCAAAUGAUGGCGGAGGGUCGUGGUUUGGGCGGAGGAGUGUACACGAAGGUCUUCCCUUCGACCAGUGGCGGAACAAGAUCUCAACAGAGUACGACGAGACGCUGAAGGUCAACCAAAAGAAACUUGCAAAGGGGCAGACUGCCGACAAAAGCAUUCGUGGAAUUGGCGCUGAACAAAAAGUCGAAUCGAUCGAAAUCAAAGAUGACGAUGGGUCUGUGCUGGGCGAUUUGAUUGUCUAUCAUGUCUCCGCCCAGUUCCCUAAGCCUACUGCGCCCCGUGAUUUUGUGGCCCUGAUCAUCAACUCGGAUUCAGGGUUGCAGAUUGGGGGCACGAAACAGCCCGGUCGCAGCUGGAUGAUUAUCUCUAAGCCAUGUGACCACCCUGACGUACCCGCCAAGCAGGGCUAUACUCGAGGAAAUUAUGAAUCUGUUGAGCUCAUUCGCGAAAUUCCCAGGAAUAGCGAUAGUGGCAGCAGCUCCUCUAGCCAGGGAGAAAAGAAGGUGGGGUCUGACAAGGAGGGAACACUUGCAACCGAUGAGGAUGAUGCCAUGAACCCGGUGGAGUGGAUCAUGGUAACUAGAAGCGACCCUGGUGGCAGCAUCCCACGAUGGAUGGUUGACAAGGGAACGCCUAGAAGUGUGGGAUUGGAUGCUGCAAAAUUCAUCAAUUGGGCUGUCCAGAAUGACAAGCCUCCCAAAGAGGAUACCUCAGAGAAGGAAAGCUCCAAUGCUUCAACUCCCGAGGCCAAAUCCGGGAAGUCAGUCAAUGCUGAACCCGACUGCAACCAGGCCAGUGACUCGGACUCGGACUACGAAUCGCUCGAAAGCGACGGUGAACACUCUCACCACGGCUUGAUCGCCAGUGUCACAGGCCUCCUCAGCUCAGGCCUGGAAAGAUAUGGUCCGCAGGUCUUGGGAUACGGAGCCAACACACAGGUACCGCAUGGACCUGCUGAACCAAAUCGAUCACAAGGCGACGCAGACGCAGAUUCCACAAACCACUUGAGUCCAGGAAGUGCUCGACGGGAAAAGCCGGCUUCCGAGGUCGAGUCAUCCAAAUCUCACGAGCCAGAGCUCGCGUCAAUUGCAUCUGCUCAAUCGGACAUACCCGUGCCCGUUGUUGACGACCUUCCGCAUAAUAGCAUGGGCCAAGAAGAACUGGUCCAAAUGACAAAGAACGGCAAGCUCACGUCUCACGAGAAAGAGCUUGCAAAGCUGGCUCUUCGCAAACGCGAAGUUGAAACCAAACUUGAAGAGGUCCGCGCAGAGCUUGAAAAACUCAACAUUAAGCAACUCCCCACGAAUCCAGGCACUCCGCUGAAAGGCAUCAACGAGACAGACAGCGAUACUAGCGGGUUACGCAAGCGCGCAGCUACAAAUCGCUCUUCCACUCCCGCUAGCACUGCAACGCAAUCGAGCCCGCAAGACAGCAGUGAGAAAUCAUCGCAGACAGCUACGCCUGAUGCAGCCAAUUCACACAAAGCUGCCUCGCAGCUUCUAAGUGGGGAGACCAAGCUUCUCAAACAGCUGCGCAAAAUCGAGGCUAGUCAACUUAAAGUUGCCACCAAGAUCGAGACAAAGCAGCGAAAGCACGUGGAGCGUUCUGAGAAGUCCAAGUCCAAAUCAGAGGUUGAAACUUUGAAGCAGGAGAUUCAAGAUCUCAAAAAAGAAGUUCGACAGCUCAGAAAUGAUCGCCAGAAAUAUAUAGAUCUUGUGGGCUCGCUCCAGGCUGAGAAUUCGAGAUUGGUGGCUCAAGGGGAGAAUUGA